Messenger RNA from Rhizophagus irregularis DAOM 181602=DAOM 197198, 648 nucleotides. RefSeq lists its product as uncharacterized. Lineage: Eukaryota; Fungi; Glomeromycota; Glomeromycetes; Glomerales; Glomeraceae. The record is from RefSeq and is a predicted model, not a curated record.
AUGCAAGACCUUUUAAACGUUUUAAAUAACGCUAAUAAUAAUGAUAAACAAAAUAAUAAUUUACAAACGCACGCUUCUUCGACUGAAACGCAUGAUUUAAGUUUUUAUAAUUUGUCUCCAGAGAUAAUUUCGCUACCCAUUCCGAAACAGUCUGGAAAGUAUAACCUUCAAAAAGCUUUAGGUUUGAAAAACCAAAAACAAAGAUGGUUGGGAUAUUUGGAAACCAUGAGAGACUGUAUUUUGGAAAAAGGGGUGACUUUCGAUGUAAGCUAUAGGGAACAAAAGGCCCAAAUAACAAAUGGAAUUGUUCGUGCUUUUAAAAAAAAGGCACCAGACUUUCCGCCUACAAGAGCUGAUUGGACAAUUAAAGAACUGUUAAUCAAUAAUUUUCAACGUUCUCGUUACUUUAAAAAGAAGCGAGAUAAUAAAAAUGCUAAAGUGGUUGAUGGAAAUAGAAAUUCAAAUGAAGAAAAUAACGAGAAUCAUGAUUCUGAAAUUGAAGAAACUAAUAAUUCUGAAGACAGAGGCGAACAUGAUUCUAUUAGUGAACCAGUUCAGGAUUCAACUAGAAGAUCAGAAAAAGCUAAACAAACUACCGCUGUACAAAAAAAAGUAGUUAAACAAAAAAGGACGAAUAAAAGAUCUUAA